UGUACUGUAUCCCUCUCUCCGCUGCGCGAGCACACCGAGCGCCGCGAUGGCCGAGUCCCAGCUCACCUGUCUGGACGACGAGCACGUGAACGCCAAGAUCCCGGAGUCCCGGCCCGAGUUCUACUACAGCGAGGAGCAGCGCGCGGCCCUGGAGCAGCUCCUCCGGAACGGGGACGGAGCCUUCAAGAUGCGACUCAAAGAGGACAACGUCAAGGACUUCCUCUCGGCGCGCGAGGUCCGCUGGAUCCGGGACACGUUCCGGGAGUACGACGCCGACGGAGAGUCGGAGCCCUGCGGCUCUCACGCGCCCAGAGACCCGAGCGCAGACUCGGGGGUCCACUCCACCUACUGGCCCACCAUGUCCGACACCGAGGUCCCGCCGCUGGACAUCGGCUGGCCGAGCGGGGGCUUCUACCGGGGGGUCACGCGGGUGUCGGUGUACUCGCAUCCCCCCAAAGAAAACGGGCCUCAUAUCAAGGAGGUGGUCCGGAAACUCAUACAGGAGUCAACCAAGGUGGUGGCAGUGGUUAUGGACCUCCUGACUGACCUGCUGAUUCUGCAGGACCUGCUGGAUGCGGGCAGUAAGCGUGGCGUGGCUGUUUACCUGCUGCUGGAGGAACAAGGCCUGCCGCACUUCCUGGACAUGUGCAGCCGCCUGCAGAUAUCCGCCCAGCACCUACGGAAUCUGCGGGUGCGGACCGUGAGGGGCUCUGGUCUGGCUUUGUCCUUUGGCAAACUCCCAGGAUCCAUGUGUUCUAAGUACAUGCUGGUUGAUGGAGAAAAGGUCAUGUUUGGCUCAUACAGCUUUACAUGGACCUCCUCCCGGAUGAACCGCAACACUGUAACAGUCAUGACUGGCCAGAUCGUGGACUUCUUCGACAAUGACUUCAGAGAGCUGUACGCAGUGUCUGAUAAGGUGGACCUGUACCAGGAGUUCCACAUCACUAAACCCCCAAUGGCUGCUCCAGUCAUAAAAACCCCGGCUGCUCCCAGCCAACCGACAGUGCCCGUGACCAGCUCCCGCUUCCAGGUCUCUCUGGAAGACUCCAAACACGUCAACCUAAAGGUUCCUGCACACAAGUACCACAAUCCCAAGUAUGCCCUUGUGGUGGGCAACAGUCUUGGGAUCACUGGAUCUUUGCAAGACCUCACCAAGCUCAAGGACUAUGCUGGACAAAACAAUAUAGAGAAAUUACUCCACACCAGCGGGGGCAGUGCUGAGCAUGCAGACUCCAAGCCUCCACAGACCCCCGCAUCUCUGAAAGACACAGAUGAGAAUAAGGGAGAUGUAGCGAAUCCUUUGCUGUUCGGUUUAAAAAAGCAACGCAGCUCUUUCCGGCUUUUCCUUAAAGGCAGGUCGCCCAAUCACAGUCCAGAGUUAAGGACAGCAAACCAAAGCACUAAUUCUAAAACCACCAAUCACAGGAAAGACUUUGGCAAGAAUGUGGACAGUCAAUCUAAAGAGGCGAGUUAUUCUAAAGAAGCUCAGCAGAAGAUUGCUAAUAAUGCUAAGGAAGUGCCUUCAAGGAUGUCUAAUAAUUCCAAAGAAGUGCCUUCAAAGAUUGCUAAUCAUGCUAAGGAAGUGACUCCAAUUAUCACUACCCAUACUACAGAUGUAGCUCCAAAGAUUACUAACCAUGCUAAGGAUGUAGCUCCAAAGAUUCCCAUCCAUGCUAAGGAUAUAGCUUCAAAGAUCACUAACCACGCUAAAGAAGUGGCUCCAAGUGUUCCUAACCAUGCUAAGGAAGUAUCUCCAAACUUCACGAAGCAUACAAAAGAAGUGACUCCAAAGAAUGCUAACCAUGCUAAGGAAGUAGCUCCAAACAUCAAUAACAAUGCUACAGAGGUGGCUCCACACAUGGCUAACCAUGCUAAGGAAGUGGCAUUAAAAGUCAAUAAUCAUGGUAGAGAACAACCAUCUGCGGACACGUCCAAAACCAUGCAGCCUCCCUUGGCCUUAACUGAAGUCUCAGAGACCGACAGCAUCACCGAACUGGACGACACGUUUGUGAUUAUAGAAAAACCAAACCUGCUGAAAUUUAAAAACAGAAAGUCCUCCAAACUAGGUCCAAGAAGCAUGUCCUUGCAGACCAUCGGCGCAGUAGAAGACGAUGGCUCAAGAGGGCGAAGGCGGAAUCAGAAGAAGACCUGCAUUCAGUCGUGAGAUGAGUGAACAAACCCCCGGUAGAAAGCAAUAAAAUGAAGAGUUAUUGGAUCUUCAGAGAAUUCGAUGCUAGGUCAGCUUGGACGUGGACAAAAAAGCAGCCUAAGAACUACAGAAACCAGAGUGAACGCAACCAGAGCACAGUGUUUUUCACAGAGUUAGUGAUUUCUCUUCCAAAAUGUCUUCUGUCCCCUUCAGUAUAUAAGUCAGAGCGCUCACUUAAGCAUGCCUGUAAUAUGAAAUGUGAAGGAUGAAAUGUCAAGAGGGUUGGAAGUCAUGUGGAACAAAGAAGCUCCCUGCAGAACAUCUGCAAAGUUCAUGUCAUAGCGUGGCGUUCAUAUGUGAAUCAUGUCAUGUGAUGUCUCAGAGUCAUAACCUUAUAUAAUAAUAUUAAUAAUGAAAGAAAAAAAAAACACAGCAAAUCCAGCUGUUUUUUUUUUAAAGCAAAUGUGGCAGAAAUGUUUCCCCCCUGGAUCUUCACGCCAGUGACAUUCACAAGACCACAGUUCCCAGAAUCCAUGUGUCCAUGUGAAUCCAGUAGAGUGUAGUGACACAAAGCACAAGUCAAAGCACAAUGCAAAUUUUUUUGUUUCAUAUCUUAUGUUUUUUAAGUAUAAAGCUUAAAAGCUGCCAUACAUACUUCAAUCUGCAUUUUGUAUAUUUUAAUAACAUUUACUUGACUUUUAAUAGACAAAAAAACGCACCAGAUUACAAGGCACACUAUUUUUCACUAUUUUCAUUAUAAGGUGCAUUAUACAACACUAGUAAGGAACAGGGGUGUCACCUGUUUUACUCCUAAAAAAACUGUUUAUUUGGGCAAGUAAAGCGCUUCCAUUUAUUUACAGUAACCUUAGAUUUCCAGAUUUCCACUUAGGCUAGGUGAAGCUUUAGCAUUAGCAGCUAACUACUUCUUUAACUAUGCUAGUAAAUGCUUCCUGACAGCGCUACACUAAGGAACCCUGAGUGUUUCGGUAAGCCAGUGCGAUAUAAGUUAGCGGUUUGUCCCGCAAAGCUUGUUUUCACAUGGUAAACACACAUGCCGAUUCUCACCUCUGAACAGUGAAAGAGCUAGCGCUUAGCAGCUAAUGCUACUGCUGCUCCAGCAGUGCUAGCCAGGGUUAGCAGCAGGCGGUAGGCCAAUAAUACUCACAUCUGAAUGGCGAAAGAGCUAGCACAGUUAGCGGCUAAUGCUAAUACUGCUCCAGUCUCGGUGCUGGAGAACUAAACUGAAACUCCUGUAUAACUCUGUACUUCAGCAGAGUGGCUUUACUGCUUCUUACGACUGGUAGAAUUUAUACAUAAGGUACACUGACAAUUUUUGGGAAAAUUAUAGGAUUUGAAGUUUGAUUUGUAGUCCGGAAAAUACGGUAUAUUUUCUGUAGUAAUUUAUAACAUGAUCAGGGCGUAUCAUCAGAUAUUAAGGAUACAUGCUGAUUUAAAGCACUGUCAUCUCUUGUUAGCAGAGCUUUAGCCUGUAUUUUCUUAUUUGAAACGUGUGGUAGGUACAUCAUGGUAAUCUGUGUGGGAUUUAUCCUCCCAACAUGCCCACUACUAUUCCUCCAAUCCCAUUUCCACACCGCAGGUUGCCAGGUAUAGAACACAAACAGGGUGCUACAGCCAUGGAAACAGGUGAGCUGGCUACGUUCUCUCACAAACAGGUAAUCACUGAGUUUCAGUAAGGUUUGCUAACCAUGCCCAGCUGACCACAUCCUUGGCCACGAAAUUAACGUCAACAGAUGUUCAUUUCAGGUUGUAUAUUGGUCAUGACGUCAGAUGACAAACAUUUUACGUCAGGAUAACGUCUAAUACUCCUGCGUGCCAGCAGGGAUAGCUGGGUAAUUGAUCACCACUGCUAGUGUAAUUUUUUUAUUUUGUCAUUCACAUGUUUCACAUAUUUGAUGUAGCUAAGCUAGCUAAAGCUAUAUCUGGACUGUGACCGGGUUAUCAGAACACAAAACAGCCUUGUCAAAAUUCAAAUGUUUGAAUUACGCCAUUAACCCUUGUGUGGUGUUCGGGUCUGUGGGACCCGUUUUCAUUUUUUAUCAAAUGAUACUAAAAAAAUAUUUUUUCUAACUCAAACUCAUUGGCAUUGGCUCAUUUUUUGUGAAAAACAUAUAUCAAAACACAUUUUCGAUAAACACACACUGUACACCCACCCCCCCUAAACAUUUAUAUUACAUACAGUAUGUUUGGCCAAGGGCUAAUAAACAUUGCUUCAUUUGUAAAUUUAAAACUAAACAAAUUUUCUACUCAUAUCUUGAGUUUAAUUCAUUUUCUUUUACAUUUUAUUAAAAAACUAAUAAAAAAAGAGUAGCACUUUUUAAAAGAAAUGUAACAUAAGAAAGGUAAAGGGCAAAUAUUAACCAUGUAAGCUGUUUAUAUUGCUUGCAAUUUAGGUGAAGCGAGCAUGUGUAAAGCAUUUUAAUGUAAAAUUGCUUAAUUUUGCUGAAUUAAAUACAAGUAACAAAGUAAACGAGUAACAAAAAUAUGAACACCACACAAGGGUUAAAUAGGUUAUUCAAACAUGCAAAAUGCAGAUUCAAAUAUUUACGUCAGCUUUUAAGCUCCAUACUCCAUUCACUGGCCACUUUAUUAGAAACACUUUCCUACAGAACACAGCUGUUCUUAGCUGAGACUUUUUGGUUCUGUGAGCCACGCUCAGCCUAGCAGUCACACACACACACACACACUCACACACACUAUUGUAUGACAGCAGAUAAGCUACAGUCUGUAAUUGUACACCUGCAGUAUGAACUGGAUCUGUAGGAAGGUGGAGCUCAGAGGGUGGCCAGUGAAUGGGUGUAAGCACAGUGUAGGGGUUUUAAUAAAGUGGAUGGUGAAUGUAUAUGAAAGUGUGGAGUGAAUACACUGGAGAAGCUGCAGGAGCUUAGGAAGAGUUAUUGUUGUAUUUGAAGUCCAUGAAGGCACAAUGAUUGAUAUGUUUUGACUGUUUUUUAUAAGUUUUUUGUAUUGAGGACAAUUAAAAAAGCCAUUU
Messenger RNA from Astyanax mexicanus (Mexican tetra), 5159 nucleotides. It is a transcript of the gene sack1fa, whose product is annotated as family with sequence similarity 83 member Fa. The record is from RefSeq and is a predicted model, not a curated record. Bases 47 to 2164 code for a protein of 705 amino acids. NCBI's taxonomy places the organism in Eukaryota, Metazoa, Chordata, Actinopteri, Characiformes, Acestrorhamphidae. The transcript has 5 exons.